Miscanthus lutarioriparius is the source of this 1470-nucleotide messenger RNA. NCBI's taxonomy places the organism in Eukaryota, Viridiplantae, Streptophyta, Magnoliopsida, Poales, Poaceae. The record is from the annotation of a GenBank genome assembly.
AUGGCUGCACGAAAAGAAAACCCUGAGCUUAUUGCGUGUCAAGCACCCAAUGGUCGAAUCACGCGAGCUCAAGCCGCUGCAAAUCGUCGAAGCUUUGGAGCCCUCCCUUCUGUUCCACUGCCUGCAAAAACUGAACGAAAACAGACUACACAAGGGAAGACGAAAAGGGGAUCUUCAUAUGACAACACUAGUGCAAGUACUGCAAUUUCUGGCCCCCAGCCUAAGAGGCGCACAGUACUCAGGGAUGUGACCAAUUUGCGUAAUGCUAACUCUAACAAAACUUUUGCUGCUGCACCAAAGGUUCAGACAAGGCCCUCCCUAAGGACUGGAAGAACCGUGAGCAAAGGCAAGCAGUGCACAAAAAGGAUUCCUAAAAUACCCCCACCAGCUGGUAAUGGAGGUUCAUUCGCCAAUGAUUCGAACAUUGCUGAAGAAACGCAAGAGGAGAAACUUUUGGCACAGAAAGAAGAACCUAUUCUUUUGCUUGAGAACAGGGGCUCACUGUCAUUGCAGAAUGUUGAAAGGAACAGGGACAGUGCUUGUCAUGAGGCAUUCUUUAAGGAAAGAAAUGUCAGGGAUAUAUGUGAACCUUCUGUGUCAAAGAAUGGGGACUCUUCUGUGUUAGACAUUGUAGAUAUCGACAAAGAUAAUGGCAAUCCUCAAAUGUGUGCUUCCUACGUUGUAGAGAUAUACUCAAACCUUAUGGCUUCAGAGCUUAUGAGAAGACCCAGUCCGAAUUACAUGGAGGGUUUGCAACGGGACAUCACUAAGGGCAUGAGAGGAAUACUCAUUGAUUGGCUUGUGGAGGUUUCUGAAGAAUACAAGCUUGUUCCAGACACGCUGUACCUAACUGUAUAUCUUAUUGACCGGUUUCUUUCUCGGAACUACAUUGAAAGACAGAGACUACAACUUCUGGGAAUAACAAGCAUGCUUGUUGCCUCAAAGUAUGAAGAGAUAUGUGCUCCUCGAGUUGAAGAGUUCUGUUUCAUAACCGACAAUACAUACACAAAGGCAGAGGUGCUGAAAAUGGAGUGCCAAGUGCUGAAUGACCUGGGAUUUCAUCUUUCUGUUCCAACAACAAAAACAUUUCUCAGGAGAUUCCUUAGAGCGGGACAAGCAUCUCGUAAAACUCCUUCUAUGACCUUGGGAUUUCUGGCAAAUUAUCUUGCCGAGUUGACUUUGACCGAUUAUGAGUUCUUGAAAUUUCUUCCAUCAUUGGUGGCAGCAUCGGCUGUGUUUCUUGCUAGAUGGACGCUUGACCAAUCCGACCAACCAUGGAACCAAACUCUAGAGCACUACACCUCUUACAAAUGCUCUGACAUUCAAUUAUGUGUCUGUGCUCUACGGGAACUCCAGCAUAACACCAGUAACUGUCCUCUUAACGCCAUCCGUGAAAAGUACAGACAUCAAAAGUUUGAUUGCGUAGCAAACCUAACUUCACCGGAGCUCCCUCGGUCGCUCUUCAGCUGA